Ceratosolen solmsi marchali is the source of this 697-nucleotide messenger RNA. RefSeq names its product protein dpy-30 homolog. NCBI's taxonomy places the organism in Eukaryota, Metazoa, Arthropoda, Insecta, Hymenoptera, Agaonidae. The transcript is spliced from 3 exons. Bases 212 to 544 code for a protein of 110 amino acids. Gene Ontology annotation, cellular component: Set1C/COMPASS complex. The record is from RefSeq and is a predicted model, not a curated record.
UUUUUCAUUGCUCUUAUAACUUUACUGUUCUGGCUGCUUAUCUCAUGAUUCCGAUGCACAAUGUAAGUUUCCCAUAGUUUUGUUGGCCUAUUAAAUUCGGAUUAAUAAAUAUUGUAAAAGUAAAGGUUGACGGCGGAUCGUCGCUACAUAUAAUUUGGGGAUAGUCCUCUAUCCACGAUUACAACGUUAUUAUUCAAUUAUUGUUUCCGUAAUGGCGUCAAGUGGUGAAAAUCCAAUAGAUGAUAUAAGCGAAUCAAUUUCGUGCACAACUAUCACUAAUGUUUUGCCGGAUGCCACACAAAAAUCAAUUAUAAUAGACAAGGAAGUUGAUAUGACAAGUGCACCAACAAAAAAAUCGCGCGUUGAAAUUCAGUCGUUGCCAGCUAGGCAAUAUUUGGACCAAACUGUUGUACCAAUUUUACUACAAGCGCUCUCCAGUUUAGCUAAGGAAAGGCCACCGGAUCCAAUAAGUUAUUUAGCCUCUUAUCUUUUGCGAAAUAAAAAUCAAUAUGAUACCAGUGGAUCGCCAUCUACUGCUCAAUAACAUUCAAUAUAGUAUAUUACUUUGUGAAGAAGCGUACGAUAGUGCUGUACUGUACAAGAUUUAAUUGUGGUCAGUGACAAUGAGUAAUAUGAUUAAUAAAGAACUCAUGAUUUUAUUAGCUCUUGCUAAUUAGGAAUCAUUAUAUUUUUCUGA